AGGUAAUAAGAUCUGACAUUCCUGGAAAAUAUGAGAACGGGAGGUGCGACGAGAUAUAAAGGGUUUCCUCCUUCUAUGUCUGAAAAGUUAGAAGAUGAACCCUCGAUUUCGCUUCGUCAGCUUAUGGCUAACGAAGGAAUCAUUCCGUCUCUUGAAGACCGGGAGAAACGAAGAGUUGUUAUUGAUAGGCUACGAAUGAUAGUGGUAAGAUGGGUUAAGACUGUUGCCUGGAAACGCCGUCUUCCUCAACAUCAGAUUGACGCCACCAACGCCACCAUUAUUGCUUAUGGUUCUUAUGGUCUUGGGGUUUAUGGUUCUGAAUCAGACAUUGACGCUCUGUUGAUUGGUCCUUUCUUUGCGUCUAUGGCUGAGGAUUUUUUCAUCGGCUUGCGUGAUAUGUUGAUAACUAGACGAGAAGUUUCUGAGGUUCAUUGUGUUAAAGAUGCGAAAGUUCCUCUGAUCCGCUUUAAGUUUGAUGGGAUCUUGGUUGAUCUUCCAUAUGCUCAGCUUAGAGUAUUAUCCGUUCCACACAAUGUAGAUGUGCUUAAUCCUUUCUUUCUGAGGGAUAUUGAUGAGACAAGUUGGAAAAGCUUGUCUGGAGUUCGUGCUAAUAAAUUCAUUCUUCAAUUAGUGCCUUCCUUGGAGCUAUUCCAAUCAUUGCUGCGGUGUGUCAAAUUAUGGGCAAAGAGGCGAGGUGUAUACGGUAACUUGAAUGGCUUCCUAGGGGGAGUUCAUAUGGCUGUUCUUGCUGCAUUUGUCUGUGGAUAUGAACGGAAUGCUACACUGAGUUCCCUUCUGGCAAAUUUCUUCAACACAUUUGCUCAUUGGCAAUGGCCUAUACCGGUGAUGCUGCUAGAUGAUACUUAUCCAGCUACUGGCUCUCCACCAGGGUUAAUGCCCAUCCAAUUGCCGUGCGGUCCACAUCAAUUCUGCAACUCUAACAUAACAAGAAGCACAUUUUACAAAAUUAUGGCAGAGUUUCUACGAGGGCAUAAUGUGACAAAGGAUUACUUGAACCCUAACUUCAGUUGGAAGAAUUUGUUUGAGCCAUAUCCAUAUGCAAACACAUACACGUGGUUCACCAAGAUACACCUCUCGGCUGCUAAUCAGGAAGAUCUCAGUAAUUGGGUUGGUUGGGUUAAGUCACGUUUCCGUUGUCUUCUGCUCAAGAUAGAGGAAGUCUAUGGCUUUUGCGACCCAAACCCAACAGAGUAUGUCGAAACCUAUGCAAAGCAGCCAAACAUUGUGUUUUACUGGGGACUACAGCUCAGAACAAUAAAUGUUUCAGACAUUGAAUCUGUGGAGACAAACUUUCUGAAGAACCUUAACAGUGGAAGCUUCCAGGGACCAGUUGGUAGAAUCCAUUUAUCGGUUGUGAAAGCGUCCCAGCUGCCUAGGAAUAGUGAUUGUGCUAGCGACAACAGAAGCAAGAAGGUGACAAGGACUUGUUGGAGAAUCAGAAUCCGGGAAGAUAAGCAACAAUGCAAGAAUGUACCGGUUUACUCAAAGCAUUUGCCUGGUUAUGUGGUUGGGUAUGAGAAGAUACAUCACAGAGAGGAUGAGGGCACGGAGGUUUAGUGUUAGGCUUGUGUUAGUAAUGAUGGUUUUGUUUCUUAAAACUCUUUCGUCUGAGUUUUGAGCAUUUGGCGGUUAAGUGUGUGCCUGUGAGUAGAGGUGUUUGUUUGCAGGAAGAAAUUAGUUUUGUCUUUUCACUUUCUAAUUUGUAAAUGUCCCCUGACCAAAUCCAGUUGUUAUACUUUCUCAGUUAGUUUCCUUUGACAUAAAAUGAUAAGAUUUGAAACAAGAGACAAAGAGUCAUUCUUCAACACAGUUGCAUACACCAAAAGAACACAGGCAUUCCCAAAAAAAAAAAAACAUCAAAAUCACAAG
This is a messenger RNA of Capsella rubella, 1890 nucleotides long. RefSeq names its product nuclear poly(A) polymerase 3. The transcript has 11 exons. The coding region runs from base 31 to 1578 and encodes 515 amino acids. Gene Ontology annotation, cellular component: nucleus. The record is from RefSeq and is a predicted model, not a curated record. Gene Ontology annotation, molecular function: RNA binding; poly(A) RNA polymerase activity. NCBI's taxonomy places the organism in Eukaryota, Viridiplantae, Streptophyta, Magnoliopsida, Brassicales, Brassicaceae.